CGUCUUUUAUCUUUUUGAUCCUUGCUUGCUUUUUUUCCCUUCUUAUUUUAUAUUUUGCAUAAAAGCACAUACACAGCAAUACAUCCAUAUCUACUCAGAUUCAUAUAAAUACCCAUGUCGACUGCACAAGUCGUUGCUCCGUCACCAAUGGUAGACUCGGCUACGAACUCACGGGGUGGAUUGUCAUCCAUAAGAACCAUUUUUACGUCUACUUCUUUGAAGAGACAUAGUAUUGCUCAGAUCUCAUCGCCGAACUUCCGUGUUGCAGUCCCGGUUAGCAACAGUGGCACAGCAAGGAAUGAUAUCAGCACUUCUAGAGCACCAUCAUCAUCGCUUUCUUCUUCUUCUUCAUCCUUGCUCCUAUCCUCGUCAAGCGUUGUUUCUCUCUUCCCUACUGCCAGCUCAAGGCGGCGGUCAUCCAUGAGUAAGGCAGCAGAGAGGGAUUGGAAGGAGCAGGCUAAACAAAUCUUUCCGUUGAGCACUGUUAACGAAACAGGCAUGUUUUUGCCACCAACGCCUCUCGAGAAAAGCCUUAAUGAUGAUUUGAAGGAUACGAAUGAGGAUUAUUUUGAUACGAUCAUCAAUACUCCACCCGAAAAAGUGAAGGCUUUGUUGUCCACAGAGUCCACGAUCAGUCCCGGUAUGUUUUCGCUACCAUCUUCCUCUAGCAGGAAAAACAACAGAGCCAAGCGCCAUACUAUGCCUUCAUUGUUUUCAACACCGUCUCUGUCGCCACCAUCGCCAUUGCAGCAGCAGCAAUCGUCAUCUAUCUCGGAUUUUGCCUCAGCAGCGUCAACACAGCAAACCAGUAGAACUAGAAGUGAAAGUCAGCCAUAUCAGGUCCAAAGGACUAGCAAUAUCAAUAACAGCCAUUACAGCAAUAACAAUAGCAACAGCAACAGCAACAAUUAUAGUAGCACCAAAGCUGAGAGUAAUGCGUCAAGAAAUGGCCCUACCACAAUUGUGUCAGAUAAUGGCAGCAAUAUUAAUAACAGCAACAUUACUGCGCCUUCUUCCUUCGCCAACGUGUUGGUCACACCACCAUCUAGUCCCCCUGCGCUGCAUUCAACUAAAGAGACUUAUUUCACCCCUUCGCCUUCAGAUACUAUCCAAUCCCAGCCUCAACCUCAAUCACAAGUAAAACCAGAUCAUCCACGCUCGUCCUCUAUACCAUCACCUUCAUCGCCAAUGUCACCAUCCUUAACAGAAGAAGACCCAGCCUCAGUCAUUACCAAGCCGGUGUCCUCCAUUGAGCAUGCCAAUAGUAUAAGAAGUCGAAGCAGGGCUCAAAUCAAGUUCCUGACAGGAGCCAAGGAUCCUGAAGAAGAUUUAUCGGAAUUGCUUGUUGACCCAUUUGAGGCUCUUCUAUCAUUAUCAUCUUCAUCACCAUCAACAACUACUGCAGACGAUGCAGAGAUGUCUUCUCCUAUCUCCAAUGUAUCUUCGCCAGCAGCGUCGCCACGUCGUCAAUCACUAGCAUUGCAGAAAGAGAAGGAGCAGAUCUGGAAAUUGAAUGCUCAAAAACUACGCAGUCAAAAUAAUUUCGAGGACGGAUUUCUUUUUGGACAUUAAUUUUCUUCUUCUCAAUGUAAU
Molecule: messenger RNA, 1593 nt
Organism: Lobosporangium transversale
Lineage: Eukaryota; Fungi; Mortierellomycota; Mortierellomycetes; Mortierellales; Mortierellaceae
Exons: 1
Coding region: 115-1572 (485 amino acids)
Source: RefSeq, a predicted model, not a curated record